AUGGACUGCAACUACGCCCUCGUACAGCCGCAAGACAUCCCGCGCGCCUUCCAGCUCGAGCAGCAAGGUUUCCCCGACGACGAGGCCGCCUCGCUCGACUCGCUCCAGUACCGUCAAGCCAACGCAGGCGACCUCUUCCUCGGAGCUUUCACCCGCUCCCCUCGCCAACUCGUCGCCUACGUCUGCGCGACCCGCACCUCGUCGCCCACCCUCACGCACGACUCGAUGCAGGCCCACGACCCGCAAGGCCCCUAUGUCGCCAUCCACUCGGUCUGCGUCGACGAGGCCCACCGCCGCAAGGGCGUCGCCGUCGCCCUCGUCAAAGAGUACCUCGCCCGCCUCGACCGCGACCACGACUCGGUCCUCGGCGCGCGCCUCAUCGCCCACGACAACCUCAUCAAGUUGUACCAGCGCGCCGGAUUCCAGCUCGUCGGCCGCAGCAAGGUCGUCCACGGCGCAAAGCCCUGGUACGAGCUCAAGGUCGACUUCAGCCGCGCG
Messenger RNA from Rhodotorula graminis WP1, 498 nucleotides. RefSeq lists its product as uncharacterized. Gene Ontology annotation, cellular component: cytoplasm. The annotation marks the transcript as partial. Lineage: Eukaryota; Fungi; Basidiomycota; Microbotryomycetes; Sporidiobolales; Sporidiobolaceae. Gene Ontology annotation, molecular function: aralkylamine N-acetyltransferase activity. The transcript is spliced from 2 exons. The record is from RefSeq and is a predicted model, not a curated record.